AUGGAUGCCGCAGCAGAGAGUUCCGCACGCCAACGGACGGCCCUCGUGAUCGGCGCCGGCGUCGGAGGUGUGGCGACCGCAGCUCGUCUUGCUUCGGCUGGCUACGCUGUGACCUGCCUCGAGCAGAACUCGUUCACGGGGGGACGAUGCUCGCUCAUGUACACCGACGAUGGUCAUCGGUUCGACCAGGGCCCAUCAUUGUUGCUGCUCCCCAAGAUGUUUGAGGAGACGUUCUUCGACCUCGGCACGACGAUGGAGCGAGAAGGGAUCGAGCUCGUCAAGUGCAACCCCAACUACAAGGUCCACUUUGGCGACGGCGAGAGCUUCACGCUCAGCUCCGACUUGGUGCAGAUGAAGACAGAGAUCGAACGAUUCGAAGGUGAAACGGGGUUCCAAGGGUGAGUAUCUAUCUGCCGAGCUGGAUAUGACGUUCAAGCAUCGCCCCGUGAGCUUGCUCCCAUCCGUGCGGAGACGGCCUCGCGCGAGAUGCUCGUGAAAGAUACCACGCGUAAAGUGAAAUUACUCGGCUGACUACAAUGGUAUUACUUUCCGUGGAGAUCACAGGUUUCUCCAAUUCAUGUUAGAGGGCCACCGACACUACGAACUGUCGGUUGAGCACGUACUGCAUAAAGUGGGUGCUGCGACAGCAUCCACUUUCGAUCGUCGGAUCCCCCCCACAUGGGUGGGCCGCUCAGCUCCAGUUGCCGAUGCUGAGAUCUCGUGCCCGUACGAUCCGUGCAGAACUUCACGUCACUCUUCUCGAUGCUGCGUCCUUCGUUCCUCAAGAAUCUUCUCAUUCUCCAUCCCUUCGAGUCGAUAGUGAGUUGUUGAACAAAGGAUUGAUGUGACGAUGCGGUCACCGUGAGUGGUGCUGACCAUGCUGGGCAACAACUGCACGGGGCUCCUCGUCUAGUACUCCAGAGCUUCCCGCUACUUCAAGACGGAUCGCCUGCGACGUGUAUUCACGUUCGCCUCCAUGUACAUGGUGAGUCGUUCGCGUGGUUCUAAGAAUGCAAACUCUGGCACCAAGCUGAAGCCCUUUUAUGAUGGCUUGACCAGGGCAUGUCACCUUACGAUUCGCUCGGCACGUACUCGCUGUUACAAUACACGGAGAUGACGGAGGGCAUUUGGUAUCCGAUGGGAGGCUUCCACAAAGUGAUCGAAGCAGUCCAAACGAUUGCUGAGCGGAAAGGUGCAGUUUUCCGGUUGUCGACUCGCGUCUCUAGAGUGUUGCUCGAUCCGCACAAUGCCAAAAAGGCAACCGGGGUCGUGCUGGAGUCCGGCGAGGAGCUCAAGGCGGACGUGGUCGUCAUCAACUCCGAUCUCAUCUGGGCGCUCAAUAACCUCUUUGAGCCAACCUCGUACGCCAAACGACUGGCUAAAAAGCCAGUGAGCUGCUCAUCUAUCUCAUUCUACUGGUCGAUGGACCGAAAGGUACCGGAGCUGGGCAGUCACAACAUCUUCCUCGCCGACGAAUACAAGGAGUCUUUUGAUUCCAUCUUCCGCGACCACCGAAUCCCUCGUGACCCUUCUUUCUACGUCAACGUCCCGAGUCGAAGCGAUCCCUCUGCUGCACCUUCGGACCGCGACUCGGUCAUCAUUCUCGUCCCGGUCGGCCACAUCAGCGACUCCUUGCCUGCUGCUGCGGACUGGGACAAGAUCGUCGAGUCGGCGCGCACUUUGAUCAUUUCCACGAUUGCCAAACGCAUCAGCGUCCCCGAUUUUGGUUCCUACAUCAAGUCAGAGAUCGUCAACACCCCCGUCACGUGGCGCGACAAAUUCAAUCUGCACCGCGGCUCGAUUCUCGGUCUGUCGCACAGCUUCUUCAACGUACUUUGCUUCCGUCCUGCGACGCGCCAUCCCUCUGUCGACCGAGCAUACUUUGUCGGAGCCUCGGCGCAUCCAGGCACGGGUGUUCCGAUCUGCUUGGCUGGUGCAAGGAUCACGACCGAGCAGAUCCUCAAAGACGACCGUGUUGAGGUGCCCUGGAGCAAACAGCCGUCCGCGAUCGCGCAACCGGCAUGGGCGAAGCAUGGGGUCGUCAAAACCUUAGACAAGCGCAGCCGAGUCAACAUCGAGAACCUGUUGUACUGGUUCGUCGGUAUCUCGAUGAUUAUAAUUGCUCAGUUGAUAUGGAUUUCGUCGACGCCGAGCCUGAGAGCGAUCGCAUAG
Microbotryum saponariae is the source of this 2172-nucleotide messenger RNA. The record is from the annotation of a GenBank genome assembly. Lineage: Eukaryota; Fungi; Basidiomycota; Microbotryomycetes; Microbotryales; Microbotryaceae.